CACAUGUUGUUUUUUUUUGGAAAAAUUUUUUCCGAAUUUUCACCUUUUUUCAUCUCAAAUGGUGAUUGCUUUGGUGGAGUAAAUAUUUAAAAAAAUCCUCUGAUUCAGAAGUCAUUUUUCAGAGCUUCCUAAACUAUAUUCAUCAUGACCAAGAAAAAAGCUACCAAGAAAGUAAAAUCCAAAACCAGCGGUGUAAAGCAACGUAACCGACUGCGGAAUAAAGGAAAACUCAAAACGAAGAAACAUGUAUCAAAAAGUGCUUUCAUGGCUCUUCAAAACAAACAGACGUUACCGGUUACCCAGCCUCAAGAACAUACACCCGAAGAUGUCGCUGAUAUGUUGGAUAAAGACUACGAAUGGACUAAACCGUCUUAUAUGCGAGAAUAUAACACCAAGAUGUUAUUACCGAUUAAAACUAAGCAGGGUUUAGAACGUCGUUUCACUGAUGUAACCGAUGAACCUGAGGAUGAAGAAGAAGAACCAAUUGAGAAGGAGGAGAAGCGUCCAGCAAGUGGGUUAGAAGAUGACGAGAUUACGUGGUCAAAUGAGUUAGUUGGUAAUGAAGAAUUAGAUCUUGACGAGCCUGUCAGCGUAGCAAAAAUUUACGCUAAACGAGAACAACUCGUGAAUAAAUAUAAAUUUCGAAUUGGAUUAUUGUCGAGUACCCUUUUAGAAAAUCCUGAAAUGAAGAUCGAAAAUUUAGAUUCUCUAUUAGAAAUAAUGAGCAGUAAAGAUCCAGAAGUACAACUUACUGUGAAAAAAUUAGUAACUUUAUCGCUUUUAGAAAUCUUCAAAGAUUUAAUUCCAGCGUAUCAAAUUAAACAUCAAGACGUUCCUUUGAAAAAAUUGAAAAAAAUUACACAGCAGUUGGUUGGUUACGAAGGUCAAUUACUCAAAGGAUACCAAGCAUUUUUAGUUAAUUUGGAAGCCAUAGCUCAAUGUCUACGUAAGAAGAAAGGCGACAACAGAGUAGUUACUCCUCCGGAGAAAAAAUUAGGAAUAUUAGCGGUGAAAUGUUUGAGCGAAUUAUUAGAAACGCAUCCUUAUUUCAAUUAUGCCGAUAAUAUUGUUCAUUUGCUGACGAUGUAUUUGGAUAAUCCGGACGAAGAAGUACGAAAAAUAGUCGAAGAAUGUUACAAACGAGUAUUUCAUCAAGAUAAACGUGGAUUGAUUUCUUUAUCGAUCGUUCGACGUAUCAAUUACUUGGUGAAAACUAGAGCACAUUGCGUUCAUUGCGAAGCUCUCGCCGUCCUUUUAGCCUUAAGGAUAAAAAAUGUUAAUCUAGAUGACGAGAAAGAAGAAGAAAUAAAGAACAAACAACUGCAAAAUAAACGUCAAAGGGUUCUGAGUUUAUCAAAAAAAGAACGCAAAAGAAAGAAAGAGCUCGCUAAAUUGGAUAAAGAAAUGCUCGAAGCUGAAGCCGAAGAAAAUAAGAAAAGUAAACAGCAACAUAUGACCGAGAUCGUAAAAAUGGUAUUCCUAAUUUACUUCAGAAUUCUUAAACGAGCUCCUAGAUCUAAUCUGUUGAGCAUUACCCUGGAAGGAGUUGCCAAAUUCGCUCACUGUAUUAAUUUAGAAUAUUACCAAGAUUUAGUCAACGUAUUAGAUCAGUUACUAACUAAAGGCAAUCUGAAUAUUCGAGAACAGCUUUAUUGUAUUAAAACCGUGUUCAUAAUUCUUUCCGGACAAGAAAACAUGAUAAAUAUCGAUCCUUUAUACUUCUACAGUCAUUUAUAUCGAGUAAUGUUGGAAAUCCACGCAGGCAAAACGUACGAAAGUAUCGAAACUCUACUCUCAACUUUAGAAGCUGUCUUGGUCCAUAAACGUAAACAAAUCACUACUCAGAGGAUGCUUUCGUUUACCAAACGAUUAGCAACGUUAGCUUUACAAGUACUCCAUAACGGGUCCUUAGGCGCUCUAUCUAUCGUCAAGUCUGUCGUUCAGUUAACCAAAGCCGCAGAUUUAUUACUCGAUGUCGAAUGUAAUUACGGACAAGGAGUUUAUAACCCAGAGCUGAACGAACCUGAGUAUUGUAACGCUGGAAAUACAGCUAUGUGGGAACUUUGCGCUUUACGAAGACAUUACCAUCCUACUACUCGUAAACUAAGUAUUCACGUUUGUAACGGAGCUCCUACUUUAGGAGAAGGUAGCCUACCCGCUGAAUUAUCAAAGCUAACUUCUACCAAUUUCUGCGACCAGUAUGAUCCAACGAACGUUGCAUUCAAACCAUCCAUUCCAGCACCGAAUAAAAAACCAAAACAAACUCGUAACGUAAUUUUGAAAAACGAUUUUAUUAAAGAAUGCGAUACGUUUUUAAAUAAUACAGAAAAUAAUGUAGAUUUUUCGACUAUUUUUAAAUAAUAAAUUUCACUAUUUGAAUUUUUAUA
Planococcus citri (citrus mealybug) is the source of this 2387-nucleotide messenger RNA. RefSeq names its product Nucleolar complex protein 3 (gene Noc3). Gene Ontology annotation, biological process: DNA replication initiation. The coding region runs from base 145 to 2361 and encodes 738 amino acids. NCBI's taxonomy places the organism in Eukaryota, Metazoa, Arthropoda, Insecta, Hemiptera, Pseudococcidae. Gene Ontology annotation, cellular component: nucleolus. The transcript is spliced from 12 exons. The record is from RefSeq and is a predicted model, not a curated record. Gene Ontology annotation, molecular function: chromatin binding.